Molecule: messenger RNA, 2715 nt
Organism: Archocentrus centrarchus (flier cichlid)
Lineage: Eukaryota; Metazoa; Chordata; Actinopteri; Cichliformes; Cichlidae
Product: zinc finger protein 883-like
Exons: 3
Coding region: 107-1801 (564 amino acids)
Biological process (GO): regulation of transcription by RNA polymerase II
Molecular function (GO): DNA-binding transcription factor activity; RNA polymerase II cis-regulatory region sequence-specific DNA binding
Source: RefSeq, a predicted model, not a curated record
CGAAAGUAAACAAAAGGUGGAAACGCUGGUAGCUUCAGUGUGAGUGAGCUGGAAGUGUGUUAGUGUUGUGGUGUCUGAGCUGAGUCUCUGAGCUGUUGGAGUAACAAUGCCUUCAGUUCAGUAUCUGAGAGAGUUUAUCAACGAGCGGCUAACUGCUGCUGCUGAAGAAAUAUUCACAGAGUUUGAAAAAACGAUCGUCCAGUACGAAGAAGAGAUCGACCGUCAGCGCAGACUGCUGGAUAUCACCUGGAAACCCGAAAUAAAGCUGCACAGGACAGAACUCCCACAGCAUUAUGUCUGUAAAGAGCAGCAGCAGCUCUGUAACCAGGAGAGGAACUCCAGUCUGGACCAGGAGGAACCAGAACCUCGCCAGAUGAAAGCUGCAGAAAUCUGCAGCAGUCAGGAGACAGAGCAGCUUGUUACGAAGGAGGAGACCGUAUCAGUCUCCUGCUAUAUGGCGGCUGUUAUUUAUGAAGGAGACCACGGUGAACCACAACCAAACAGAAACCAGCUCCACUCUCUGAGCUCUCCUGAGACUGACCGCAGAGGUCAGGGAGCAAGCGAGUGUGAUGGCUCAGACUUCCAGCAUCAAAGUUGCAUUAAGGAGGAGGAGGUUCUCACUGAGCAGCAGCUAGGUAACCAGGAGAGGAGCUCCAGUCCGGAACAGGAGGAACCAGAACCUCCAAAGAUUAAAGAAGAACAGAAUGAACUCUGCAGCUGUCAGGAGGGAGAGCAGCUUGCACUGAAGGAGGAGAGUGAUACCUUUAUGGUGACUGCUGCUGAGAAAAGGGAUCACAGUGAACCAGAAUCAGACCGACAGCAGCUCCUCUCUCACAGUUCUGCUGAAACAGAGAGCAAAGAUAAGGAAGGAGGCGAGUGUGAACAGAAGAAUCGUCUGCGAAAGAGGCCUGAGACUGUCGUAAGCUUACUCAAUUCAGAGUGUCACUGUGAUACCGACGCAGGUAAAAAGCCAGUAAAAUGUGUAGUUUGUGGAAAGUUUUUUAAGAAUAUGUACUACUUGAAGGAACAUGGACGUUUCCACACUGGUGUGAAACCGUUCACUUGCAAAACUUGUGAGAGAAGUUCACUGAGAAAACGCAUGAGAACUCACACAGGUGAGAAACCUUACAACUGUGACACCUGCGGAAAAAAGUUUACAGACCUGUCAUCAGUGAAAAGACACAUGAGCAUUCAUACAGGUGAGAAGCCAUAUCCCUGUGAAACAUGUGGGAAAUGUUUUAGAAAUUGUAGUCUUUUGACUGUCCACAAGAGAAUUCAUACAGGUGAGAAACCUUACCACUGCAAAGCCUGUGAAAAACGUUUUUCUGACUCAUCAACACUGAGAAAACACAUAAGAACUCACACAGGUGAGAAACCUUACAACUGCAACACCUGCGGAAAAAAGUUCACAGACAUGUCAUCAGUGAAAAGACACAUGAGCAUUCAUUCAGGUGAGAAGCCAUAUCCUUGUAACAUAUGUGGGAAAAGUUUUAGACGGAAUAGUUAUUUGUCUCUUCACAUAAGAACGCACACAGGUCAGAAACCAUACCUGUGUAAAACAUGUGGAAAAGGCUUCAGCCGUAGUAGUCAUUUGUCGGCCCACAUGGUAACUCACACAGGUGAAAAACCAUAUGCUUGUGAAACAUGUGGGAGGAGUUUUAGUUAUUAUAGUUAUUUGGCUGUACAUAGGAGAUUGCACACAGGAGAGAAACCAUAUCCUUGUAAAAUAUGUGGUAAAAGGUUCCAACGUAGUACUCAUUUGUCUAAACACAUGAUAACUCACACAGGUCAGAAACCCUAAACCCCAUUGUAUUUCACGCUGUGUGAGAUGGUGUGUCCUUUUAUUUUUUUUUGUAUUGCUGGAUAUUCUGACAAACUGUCACUAACUUAUACUUAAUAAAUAUUAGGAAUCCAGAGCUUGUUUAAUUUGAUUUUUACAUGUAUUUUGUGAUUAAAUGCUUUUCUUUUUUGUUUAAAGUUAUUUUUUCUGUUUUCUAAUUUUCUUUAAUUUUAUUUGCUGUUCUCUGAUCUCCUUAUAGCUCAUUUCAAAUGUUAGCUAUGUUUUGUCUUUCUUUUCUCUUUUUUUUUUUUUUGGUUUUUCACUUAUUUUUUUUAUUACCCCUUAUGUAUUAGAAAGGUUUCAGUCAUCUAUGAAGCACUGUGUACUACAUUAACCAGCGUGUCUGGUGCUAUAAAAAUAAAAUUAGAUUGCGUGAUAUCUAAACAAAGUUUCUUUUGAAAUGUUAUAUUUCUUUCUUUAGUGGCUAUUCAGUUUUUGAACCUACUGUCUGCUAAUUUGUAAAGUAUGUUCUUUGGCUUGUUUUUGUCUUCAGUUGACUCAUGGUGCAAGCUGGUUUGGGUUUUUAUUGAUUUAAGAGCCGUUAAAAGAGCAGGGCUCUUUAUUAGACUGGUCAUCUUUUAAAACAUGUUUGAAUACUAUAAAAACUGUAAGCAAUUACCUGUACACUUUGCACUUGAUACAUUACUCAGGUCUGGGAGUUAUAUAUGUAUUCAGAGAACAAUUGGAGCUCCUAUCCACACGUACAGACUAUUUAUUCUCAUUAGUUGGGCUUUGAGUACAACCUAGAGAGACCACACAGGAACAGAGAGAAAAUGUAAAGGAUCCAGUUGGUCUUAACCCAGUGAAAUAAAUAAAGAGUUCUUUUUUUUUUUCUGACGCUACAAUUUUUUUCUAUGUGAAUAAAAGUUACUAAU